UGGUUAAAGAACAAGCGAGAAACAGGAACACUACUGAAAACAAUCAGUCAAUCGAAUAAAGUGAGGAAAUAAUAACGAAAGAGAAAAGAAAGACGCAAACAACUCCGAAACGCAAACCAGAAAUCGCAAUCAUUUAAAAAAUGCUGCAAUUAUCAUUAGCUGACACUGAAAGUGGACAAAUAAUAAACUUUUGAUGCCUCCGUUUAUCGCGUCCCGAGCUGACAUCUACUUCGGAUUACGAUGUCCAGGUUUAUAAACUGCCGUAAUUUAAUAAAUAUAACGCCAGUUUUACGAGCGCAAUUUUCCCAAGUUAUCGAUUGUUCGGUGUGAUUUCCAACUGGAUUUAAAUCUUAUUUUCAAGCAAAAAUCGCGGUUCAGCUCCCUAGGAGCCAGUUUUUUUACCAGCGAAAUGUUUGGGAAGUUAAUCAAAAGAAAACAGCCAGCAAGUCAAAUAAGCAUGUUCCAAUAGAGUUACAUCGAAAGCUGAUCCUCCAUUCCAAAGUUCCAAAGCAUCUUGCUUUAAUAUUUGUUUGCUCAAUCUGAUGGCUUACAAUAAACAGUGCCAAAUCACCAAUGGUUUAUUUGCAUUUUAAAUAAAUACUAGAAUUUAUGCGCUUUUCAAAUAGCACUUCUUCUGAACAUCCAGACAUUUAUUAUGAUGAAUUUUCACUCGUAAACCGCGACCUGAACCAUGUCGGUUUAUUUGCCUGUUCGAUAUUGAGACGAUUCCUCUGAUCGGGUUUUGGUUUUUAAAAGCGAUGCCAACGAUCCUCAGAUGAUUGGCUCGGAUUGAAUUCGCUUAACCAAACGAGGAAAAACUUCUACUUUCCGAGAAAGUUUUUAAUUUGAUCCAACCUUACACACAACACUCACAAAACCCACACACUUGCAACUAACCCCUGGUGACUAACCCCGAACCCUGGCCUCCUUUGCCGUUCUUCCAGCCACUGUUGUUCAACACGCUCCAGGUGCGGUCCGCCCUCGGCGCUGCUCAGCGACGGAAGCUCAGCUUCAAGAAUGUCAGCAAUGUGGUAGUGCAGCUGCUCCACUCGAUCAAGUACUCGAUGGAGGUGCCGUUCAGCAAUAUGGCGCUGCAGCCCGAACUCAAAUCGACCAGUACCCGAAAGGAUGCGGUAGCAGACCUGCAGAGGGUGCUUCACAGAGACCCUUCGGGUGAACCGGUACAAGAUGCUCAGUCUAGUAGGAAUGUGCUAGAACUGCAAAGGGUGCUCCACGCCGAAAUUUCACCCUCUCAAGACCAAACUCGAUCGACCAUUCAGGCCACAAGCAGCCAUAAUAAAGUGACGGAGAAGUUUAAAAGGCCCUUUAAAAAGCGCCAUUCCAGUGUCUACCAUCAGCCGUCCAAUCGCGUGAAUAAGUAUCUGGCGCAGGCCAUUGAAGCGCGAAGUGUGGAUAGGGAAAAGUCCACUCAUGUCAGCCUCUUCACAUUGUGCUUCAAGGACAAGAACAAAGAAAGUCAAUAUCACGGCGAUUUGGACGUAGGCUACAGCUCCACUUUGGCUUGCGCUCUUGUUCUUCUUCUCCUGCUCGGCACUCUUCAGGCCACAGUUCUGCCCCGCACCAUCAUCCUGCUGCUGUUGUUCCUUGUGGCGUUCAUCUGGAUCUCUGCCCUGCUCAUAUUGCUGCUGGCAGUGCGCUUGAGGUGGAUUCUAUGGGAUAUUUCCCAUAGUUUCGUUCUGCGACUGGCCAUCACCAUGUUCACCAUCGUGCUAAUCUACACAAUGGCCCAAGUUAAUGUGUUCACGUGCAGGGCGGAGGAGCCGUGCAUUUCCCACAGUACUCUGAACGUCACUCUGGAUACUGGAUCGCCCUUGGAAAGGGACCAUCGAGCGUGCCCAUUGCCUCAAUACAUUGUUCUAUCUUGCGCUCUUGGGUACUUGGCAGUGGCCAUCUUCUUGAGGCUCCCCAUCCUACUGAAAGCUUCUCUCCUUUUUGUGAUGUCCACCAUUUACGUCCUCCUCAUCGAGCUGUCUCAUAUCGACCUCUUCAACUGUUACGAUAGCCGAGUGGGAUCAGUGAUUCCAGUGCAUGUGCUCAGCGUGGUUGAGGUGCUGAUGUUUGUGCUGGCCGUUCUUCUACAUGGCAGGCAAGUGGAAUGGACGGCCAGGCUGGAUUUUCUCUGGCAGGUGCAGGCCAACGAGGAAAAACGGGAGAUGGACGCGUUGCAGCACUCCAAUAAGAGGAUCCUGUUCAAUUUGCUGCCUGCCCACGUUGCAACUCAUUUUCUGGAUAAUCAGUUCCGAAGCAAUAUGAAUACUCUAUCACAGGAACUGUACCAUCAAAGCUACUCGCGCGUGGGUGUGGUUUUCGCUUCGAUCACCAACUAUCACGAGUUUUACACCGAACUGGAUGGCAACAAUCAGGGCGUCGAAUGCCUUCGGCUAUUGAACGAAAUCAUAGCCGAUUUUGACGACCUGCUCAGCGAGGAGCGGUUUAAGGCGAUCGAUAAGAUUAAAACUGUGGGUUCUACGUAUAUGGCAGCGGUUGGCCUGAUGCCCGAUCUGCGGAUUCUGGACGAGGAUGAGGCAACAGCUGGACUGCAUCUGGGCACUUUGGUCGAGUUUGUGUUCGCCAUGCGAGAACGUUUGCUCAACAUAAACGAAAACUCGUACAACAACUUCAUGCUGCGCGUCGGUAUCAACAUUGGGCCCGUGGUGGCAGGCGUGAUUGGGGCUCGAAAACCUCAAUACGACAUCUGGGGGAACACCGUAAAUGUGGCGAGUCGGAUGGACUCAACCGGGCUACCCAACCACACUCAAGUUACCGAAGAAGUUUACCAAGUGCUGAAGAAUCAUCCCUACGAAUUCCAAUGCCGAGGCAAAGUGAAAGUGAAGGGAAAAGGCGAUAUGACCACAUACUUUUUGAUCGACAGGAAGCAGCCCGGCACGUUACGAGUGGAGGAGUUGAAUAGUAUCCGAACCAACCCCAACAAUGUUAACA
Messenger RNA from Dendroctonus ponderosae (mountain pine beetle), 2961 nucleotides. Its product is annotated as Ca(2+)/calmodulin-responsive adenylate cyclase-like. The record is from RefSeq and is a predicted model, not a curated record. Gene Ontology annotation, cellular component: plasma membrane. Gene Ontology annotation, molecular function: adenylate cyclase activity. NCBI's taxonomy places the organism in Eukaryota, Metazoa, Arthropoda, Insecta, Coleoptera, Curculionidae. Gene Ontology annotation, biological process: adenylate cyclase-activating G protein-coupled receptor signaling pathway; cAMP biosynthetic process; intracellular signal transduction.